This is a messenger RNA of Folsomia candida, 552 nucleotides long. RefSeq names its product non-histone chromosomal protein 6B. NCBI's taxonomy places the organism in Eukaryota, Metazoa, Arthropoda, Collembola, Entomobryomorpha, Isotomidae. The record is from RefSeq and is a predicted model, not a curated record. The transcript has 2 exons. Bases 1 to 552 code for a protein of 183 amino acids.
AUGGCUCCAGCAAAGGCAAGGAAGGCGGUGGAAAUCUUCUCUGAGCAGUUUCGCAUGGAUGAACUGACUCGUCGAAGGGCAACAGGGGACGAAAUCACGGUCGCAGAGUUGUCCAAGCUUGCAUCUAAGAAGUGGAGAGAGCUGUCGACCGAGCAGAAGGCCAAGUUUAAUAAUAUGGCCGACAAGGAGAGAGAAAAGUAUGGGGAUGGGGACGAUGAUCGAAAAUCGCGACGAUCCGUAAAGAACAAGGAUAAGGGAGAGAAGGAAAAUCGGGAUGCUGAAACCAAGAAGCCAAAGAAAGUUAAGGAUCCAAACGCCCCAAAAAGGAAUAUGACAAGCUUCUUCGUCUUCAGCAAUGAACAGCGUCCCAUUCUUAAGACUGAAAAUCCUGAAUUUAAAACCACCGAGGUUGCAAAGGAGCUGGGUCGCCGUUGGAAGGAAUUGGACGCAGCGGAGAAGAAACGAUACGAAACUAUCGCUGAAGAAGACAAGAAACGCUACGUGAAAGAAUUGGCAGCGUAUGAGAAGUCUCAGCGUUCGGAAAUGGACUAA